Siniperca chuatsi (mandarin fish) is the source of this 2410-nucleotide messenger RNA. RefSeq lists its product as uncharacterized. The record is from RefSeq and is a predicted model, not a curated record. Gene Ontology annotation, biological process: interleukin-15-mediated signaling pathway; T cell activation; positive regulation of ERK1 and ERK2 cascade. Gene Ontology annotation, molecular function: protein tyrosine kinase binding; MHC class II protein binding. Bases 145 to 1140 code for a protein of 331 amino acids. Gene Ontology annotation, cellular component: external side of plasma membrane; membrane raft. NCBI's taxonomy places the organism in Eukaryota, Metazoa, Chordata, Actinopteri, Centrarchiformes, Sinipercidae. The transcript is spliced from 10 exons.
ACUUAAGUAACUAUGAAGAAGUGACAUCAUACUAACCACAGGAAGUAGAUGCAGCAUCGCUCUACUAAAGCACUACUUUAGAGACUCAGACAGUUGUGAGCACGAGAACAAGAGACAGAAGAAGGAGAGAGACAGAGAAUCACGAUGGCUGAGUUCAAAUGGAUUUCUUUAUUUCUUAUAGCGGCGCUUCAGUUUACAGCAGCAGCUGAAAGACUUCCCCUCUCCUUCACUGUCAGAGUUGGAGAUGAAGUCACUUUGCCUUGUGAAAAUGUGACAGACAGUCAGCAAAAAUGUGACGGUACUACAUGGCUCUUUGUUGGUUCAGGAAACACAGCAACAGUAACGCUGUUUGAACAUGGGCAGAUUGGUGAAAGAGCCAAAGCUCAAUCAGACAGACUGAGUGUUACAGCGAGCUGUUCUCUGGUUAUAAAGAAGGUCACAGUCGAGGAUGUUGGUCGUUACUCCUGCAGACAGCUCAGAUCAGGACGACAACAAGCUCCAGACUCUCAGGUUCAUCUGUCUGUUGUUACCAUGACUGAACAUAAGGACCCUGAUAAGGUGAAGUUAUACUGCUCUGUGUCGACACAUGAACGAUGUGGACACACAGUGAAGUGGCUGUAUGCGGGUAAAGAUGUGGCUAAAGAUAACAAAGACUUGGUGACAUCACAGUCUCUCUGCAGAGCCUCUGUGAGCUUCCUGACUUCUCAUUACAGUCACACAUCAAGGUCUAACUUCAUUACAUGUGAAGUGACUGAUGGUAACAAAGAGCAGCUGUUUCCCUUCAGACUUCGGCCCUCAGGUGAGAAACCAGGUGAGGACACAACAACAGCAACAACUGAAUCAACAACAACAACUGAAAACAGCAGAAAAGCAGCUUGUACAGAUUGUUCUGCUCUGAACUACAUGAUGUUGGUUAUGCGUGUGGCUGAACUCCUCCUAAUCACUGCGAUUACUGUUCUUCUCAUCAGAGCUCGAGGGAACCAGAGACCACCUGACGACAACACUGUUUUGAACUCAGUAAGAAGCCGAACAGUGAAGCGUUCUGGUCCAGCAGCCAGUCAGGUGAAUGAUGAUGAAGAUGAUGGUGUGGUGAACUAUGAAAACUUUGGAGACCCUUCUGCCUCAGUCAGACUCCGCUGAUCAACAGCUUCCAUAUCAACAUCAACUCACCAGAGAAAAGACUCCACUGCAGUUAAAUAACAUCAUGGAUAUCGCCAUGUUGCACCUGGACAUCAGGAGUCAAAUUCUGGUGGGAGAGGAGUUUGACUCUUCACCUGUCUGUUCAUGUGUGCAGUCAAACAUCAUGAAUCCUGUCUGUUUGCUAAUAAAAACUAUCUGAAGAAAACAAGUUGCAUUAUUGCAAACAUUUAUCUUAACUAACAAUCUUCACACUUCGACUUCCUCUUCUUCUUCUCUUCGGGAGGUGAAACACGUCAUUGCCACAAAUACACCGCGGGACUGGACACAGUGUGAACGUGAGACUCAGUAUGAGUCUUAAUAUAGUUUGCUUGUUACAGCGUUAGAUUGGCUCAGUGGAUGCAGAAACAUGUUCCUUUGCCUUGUAAUCAGUGACUUUGUCUUCUUUACACACUCAUUCCAGUUUCACAGGAUCUUUGUCAGGCUGCUGCGACCUCUGACCUCUGACAUCUUUACUGAUGGCUGCAUCUCAUAUUGCUGAUCAAGAAUUUGGGGUCGCUGUCAGUCACUGUGGAUGAGACAAAACUACAUUUCAAAAAUGUCAAAAUGAGUUUUUGGCUGUUUGGACAUCGACAAGAACUUAAGUAACUAUGAGGAAGUGACAUCAUACUAAUCACAGGAAGUAGAUGCAGCAUCGCUCUACUAAAGCACUACUUUAGAGACUCAGACAGUUGUGAGCACGAGAACAAGAGACAGAAGAAGGAGAGAGACAGAGAAUCACGAUGGCUGAGUUCAAAUGGAUUUCUUUAUUUCUUAUAGCGGUGCUUCAGUUUACAGUGAACUCUUGGAAACUCUUGGAAACCACAGAUCCCUCCUGUGAUAUGUUUUGUCCUGAAGUUUCUCUUGUAUGACGCAAGGAGGAGUUUUGUCAUCAGUCAGAGCAACACAUUCUCUCCGCAUCAUCUGUUCGGCUGAGAACUCGUCUGAAAACACAUCAGUGGCUCAUGUCCUUUAUCUCAAUACUGAACCACAUCUGGCUUUAUGGCUGUUUAGAUAUCUACAAGAAAUUCAGAGAUGAAAAGCUGAUGGACUCAUACAUAAAUUCAACAACUGAAAGAAUGAAAAAAAUAUUCAAGUCACUAUAAGGAAGUGACACUUUACUAAUAACAGGAAGUAAAUGCUGCAUCGCUCUUAAAGAAGCACUAGUUCAGAGACUUCGACAGUUGAGGCCGUGAGAACAAGAGAUCAAGAGACAGAAGCAAGGUGGUUCAAA